UCGUGCAAGGCAUGUUCGUACAGGACGAAGCAAGUCCCGUUCUUGAUUAUCCAGGGAACAUUUUUAAUACGGUCCUCAAUAUGCCACUAUUAGUUGUGACCCAGUUUGGAUAAAAUGGGUCUUUUACUGAUGAUAGCUAUAAAUGUCGAAUUACACGUGACUCUUUUUUUCAUAUUUUCAUUAACAGAUCAUAAAAGAUGAUGAAAGUUAUCGCCCUCGUUCUCUGUCUGGCUGUCGCCGCCCUCGCCGAGCCUGUGAGCUACGGCAUGUACGGCAAAGGCGCCAUCGGCUAUCCGUACGGUGGUGCUUACGGUAACGGAAUGGUGGGAGGACUGUACGGCGGCCUGGGACAAUACGGAGGUAUCUAUGGCGGGAAGUACGGAUUGAUGGGAGGUCUGUACGGAGGACUUGGCAACUUUGGCGGUCUUUACGGAGGACUUGGCAAUAUUGGCGGUCUGUAUGGAGGACUUGGCAACAUCGGCGGUCUGUACGGCAUGGGAGGCCACUACGGAGGAUUUGGAACCGGCCUUGGACUUGGACUUGGAAAAGGCUAUGGCUUCUAUUGAGGAUCGAACUGACGCCACUCUCAUCGAUAUUUAUGUCUAUUUAUUGUACCAAUCAUCUUAUGUGCCAAAUAAACACUGAAGUAUA
Molecule: messenger RNA, 651 nt
Organism: Haliotis rubra (blacklip abalone)
Lineage: Eukaryota; Metazoa; Mollusca; Gastropoda; Lepetellida; Haliotidae
Product: peroxisomal membrane protein 13-like
Exons: 2
Coding region: 198-566 (122 amino acids)
Source: RefSeq, a predicted model, not a curated record